UGGGGCGCUGAGCGGGACCCGGAGGCCGCGGGACGGCCCAGCCCAUCAACAGCCUCGACGACUCGACUUCCGGCGACGCGGAGCCCCGCCCGGGCCUAUCCAAGCACGGCAUGGGACGCCGCAAAUCCAAGCGGAAGCCGCCCCCCAAGAAGAAGAUGACGGGGACCCUGGAGACCCAGUUCACCUGCCCUUUCUGUAACCACGAGAAAUCCUGUGACGUGAAAAUGGACCGCGCCCGCAACACCGGAGUCAUCUCUUGUACCGUCUGCCUAGAGGAAUUCCAGACGCCCAUCACGUAUCUGUCAGAACCAGUGGACGUGUACAGCGAUUGGAUAGACGCCUGCGAGGCGGCCAAUCAGUGACGGCGCAGGGCGGGCCUUGCCGCGGGCUCAGAGACAGUGCCGGGGCCCUGCCCGCCUGCACAGCCCUGCUCUGUGUGCGCGUGCACAGCCCUGCUCUGUGUGUGCGCGCGCGUACAGCCCUGCUCUGUGUGCGCCUGCACAGCCCCACUCUGUGUGCGCGCGUGCACAGCCCUGCUCUGUGUGUGCGCGCGCGUACAGCCC
Ochotona curzoniae (black-lipped pika) is the source of this 563-nucleotide messenger RNA. RefSeq names its product elongation factor 1 homolog (gene ELOF1). Gene Ontology annotation, cellular component: transcription elongation factor complex. Bases 111 to 362 code for a protein of 83 amino acids. Gene Ontology annotation, molecular function: RNA polymerase II complex binding. The transcript has 4 exons. NCBI's taxonomy places the organism in Eukaryota, Metazoa, Chordata, Mammalia, Lagomorpha, Ochotonidae. The record is from RefSeq and is a predicted model, not a curated record. Gene Ontology annotation, biological process: transcription elongation by RNA polymerase II.